GCCCUUGAGAUCAGUUCCAUCAUGUCGUUGUCACCGUCCAGCGGUAAACACGCGCUUAGAUCAAUAUCAAACCCGAGCGCCUGACGUCUUUUCUGCCUUUUCCCCCUGUAAAAGGGAUAAAUAAGUCCGUGCAGAUAUGAGUGGCCAGGGGGAAGCUGUCCAGAUAGUAGAUGAUGGCAAUCAUAACAAUGAGGUGCUGGUCGUCCUUGAACUUACGCCAAAUGCCCCACCCGGAACCAGAGACUGGCUCAUUAAACUCAUUAGAGCGCCAGUUGCCAGUGGUGGGGCAGGUUUAGAAUGCAUCUUAGAGCCAGACUCUGUCAAAAAAUGUGAUGCCCUCCAUGUCUGGGCAUCAACAAGGCGUCUUCUCCUUGGCGCGGAAAAACUCAAGAUGCGGAAAAAGCACAAGUCAGGGGCAAUGGUGGACUUCUGCUUGAACUUCAGCCAGGAGUUUGAUGAUUUUACUGGAGAUGGUCAGGGAUAUUUGACAACUGCUGAAUGUCAGAGAGUUGUCUACUCUGCACUGAAUGCCUUAAAGAGCUACACUGAUAUCACUGUACCUGGAUACAGCGGGAUUCACAUAUUCAAGAAUAGGGCCAUAGUGCCCAAGUUGGUUUCCAAAGGCGUGGUCAGCUCUAUCUACCCCCUCCAUGAGGCGCAGAAGCUGAAACUUCUUGAGAAGAAGUGGUUUCUCAACGUGUCGGCUAAACUUCCAUUAGAUGACAUAAAGGAGUAUUUUGGUGAGACUAUGGCGAUGUACUUUGCAUUCCUUCAAUUCUACUCCAUGACCCUUAUCCCUCCAGUUCUUUUGAUUGUUGUCUUUGCGUUGUCCAACGCUCAUGACCAGACAAAAAACACAGUCUUUGCAGUACUGAACUUGUUAUGGGCCACAAUAUUUCUGGAGGCCUGGAAGCGGCGCUGCUCUGAAAUGUCCUUCAAGUGGGGCACACUGAAGGGGGGAAUAGGGACUGAAGAAGUUGAGGAACCACGCCCUAAUUAUUGGGGUCCCUUGAGAAUAAGCCCCAUAACAGGCCACCAAGAGCAGUAUUACUCCCCCCUCAAGCGCAAGCUCAAGACCUACGGCAUAUCCUACCCCAUCGUUCUCCUCUGCAUGAAGGUGGCAACUGUUGUCAUGUUGCUCUACUUCAAGCUUCAGUUCUACAUGGAAGAAAAGUAUGGUAAAGAUGACAGCAUUAUAGCCACAGUUCUGCUGAUGAUACCAAGUGUAUCUUAUAGUGUGAUGAUUGCUGUGCUUAAUAACAUUUACCAUCGAAUUGCUCUGUGGUUAACAGAAUGGGAAAAUCAUCGUCUCGAAUCUUCAUACAACAACCACUUGAUUGUCAAACUAGUUUUGUUCUAUUUUGUCAACUGUUUCUAUUCGCUGUUCUACAUCGCAUUCUAUCUACAAGAUAUCGCCCUUCUAAGAACUCAUCUCGCGGCACUGAUGAUUACAUCACAAGUGAUUGGUCAGAUUACAGAGUCUCUUGUGCCAUAUCUGAUGUUCCGCAGUCGAGUAACGACUUUGUCUAAAGAAGGCAAGAAAAUUGUGGUGAAAUCCGCUGACCUUACUGACAGCAUUGAGAAGCAGGGGCAACAGGAACAUUACACGGACACGUUUGGUGAUUACUUGGAGCUGUUCCUUCAGUUUGGAUACACGUUUCUCUUCUCGUCGGCGUACCCCAUGGCUGCAUUCUGGGCCCUCCUCAACAAUGUCAUCGAGAUCCGCACCGACGCCUUCAAAAUGUGUCGCAUUUUUCAGCGGCCUUUCUCACAACCCGCAUCUUCGAUAGGCGCGUGGCAGGCGGCAUUCGAGGCGAUGAGUGUCAUCGCCGUCAUCACGAACUGCGCUCUGAUCGGAAUGGCCGCCAACAGUGCCCACUGGUUACCAGACCUCUCCCCGGCUAACGCCGUCCUGAUGUUCGUUGCCAUCGAGCAUUUUCUGCUGGGGGUCAAAUUCCUGGUAGCCAUGGUGAUCCCUGACGUUCCCCAAUGGGUACAGGACGAGAUGGCUAAACAGGAUUAUCAGGCUAAACUGGCUUUGAUGGAACAUGGAAAGCGGCAUACUCCAUCCAAGGAAACAACCAUUUAAUAUCCGCCAUAUGGUCGAAGAAGUAAUCCAAAAUACCUCGGCCAUUGCUAUUUGGUAUAAGCACUAUAAUCUUAUUAAAAAAAGGUAUAGCUAGAAAGACGGUAUAAACAAAAAUGAAGGAAUGGCAAGAAAGAAGGUAAAACAAGAAAGACGGUAUAACAAAAAUGAAGGAAUGACAAGAAAGAAGGUAUAACAAGAAAGACGGUAUAACAAAAAUGAAGGUAUGACAAGAAAAAAGGUAUAGCUCAAAAAGGCGGCGUAACUAGAAAGGCGGAAUAACCAGAAAGACGGCAUAACUAAAAGGCGGCAUAGCUAAAACAAGGCGGUAUAACUAGAAAGACAGCAUUACUAGAAAGGCGGCAUAGCUAAAACAAGGUGGUAUAACUAGAAAGGCAGCAUAACUAGAAAGGCAGCAUAACUAGAAAGGCGGUAUAACUAGAUAGGCGGCAAGCCAGAAAGACCUUAUAACUAGAAAACGGUAUGACUAGUCGGCAUAGCUAGAAAGACGGUAAUAAGAAAAAGGCAUUAGGUAAGUUUGCAACCAUUUUUCUGUGUCAAGAAAGACUAUUUUUUCGUAAAUAAGAUUUAUCCAUGAAACUGUUAGUAUAUUUUACACGGUCAGUAACGAACUUUUGCUCUCUUUGUCUUCUAUUCUAUAUCACUCGGCCUUUAUUACCUCGGCCUUGUUGAUACGAACUUACUUGAAGUUCGGGUUUAGUAGUUUAAUUAGUCUCGAAUCAUCGACUAGUACAUGUAAAUAAUAAUAUUGUUAUUAAUGCAAAUUGUGCAACUAGUAAAUAAUAAACCUAAUUGGAAUUGUAAA
Nematostella vectensis (starlet sea anemone) is the source of this 2912-nucleotide messenger RNA. RefSeq names its product anoctamin-10. The record is from RefSeq and is a predicted model, not a curated record. Gene Ontology annotation, biological process: chloride transmembrane transport. Gene Ontology annotation, molecular function: chloride channel activity. Gene Ontology annotation, cellular component: plasma membrane. The transcript is spliced from 14 exons. Bases 137 to 2089 code for a protein of 650 amino acids. NCBI's taxonomy places the organism in Eukaryota, Metazoa, Cnidaria, Anthozoa, Actiniaria, Edwardsiidae.